Cetraspora pellucida is the source of this 909-nucleotide messenger RNA. The record is from the annotation of a GenBank genome assembly. Lineage: Eukaryota; Fungi; Glomeromycota; Glomeromycetes; Diversisporales; Gigasporaceae.
AUGGAAUCAUCUAGGAUUGGAUUCCUUAGCGGUGUUUCGUUACUGGUUUCUUCUAUGACUGGUCCAGGGUUGGUGACAAUGCCCUUAUUAUUUCAAACUGCAGGGUGGAUAACAUCGCUGAUAAUCGUUUUUCUGAUUGUAUUUUUAUCAUCAUCCGCUGCUUUACUAUUAUGUGAAGCAAUUGAGUCUUUACCCGCGCAGUCGUUGGAUGGUUUAUUUGUUACUUUGUUUGGUAUGACUUGUGGAAUUAGUAUAUCUCCAGAUUCUGGAUGGUUAUGUAUUAAAGAGUUAGGUGAUGAGAGUAGCCCAUUUGGAAAUCGAUGGAUGUUGCUUACCGCCGGGUUUAUGACAACAUUGCUGUUCGUUAUUCCGAUGACGUGGAUGAGGCUAUCAAAUAAUGCUAAAAUACAAGUUGUAUCAUUUUUUACAAUAUUAUUCGUUAUUUUUACAUGGAUUGUGGCACUUAUAUUUCAUGGAUUGGAUUCAAAGCGAAUUCCCCUUAUUGGAGAAAAUCAAAGUCAAGCAGUGGGAAUCGUAAUGUUUAACUAUGCGUUUAUAACUACAGUUCCAAGUCUCACUAAUGAAUUGGAAAAAGACGGUUCAAUUCGAAAAAUUGUUUACACCUCUAUAUUGAUUACUACACUUGGUUAUAUUUUCUUGGGAAUUCUUGGAGCGAUGUCUUUUGAUUUGGAAUUAUCAACAAACAUAAUAACCUCUAUUCGACAAUCAGAGUUGCUUAUCCCUUUUCAGUCUGGUUAUUGGUUAAAUUUAUUUACCAAUUGGACAAGUUUGAUUUUUAUAAGUUCCGCAAAUUUUAUAAUCCCGUUCUGGUUGUAUAUCCUUAGUAGAAGAAAAGCCAAAGUAAUUCCACCGGUGACUAUCACUAAACAUGAAGAAGGUAUUUAUUAA